This is a messenger RNA of Camelina sativa (false flax), 406 nucleotides long. Its product is annotated as late embryogenesis abundant protein 37-like. The record is from RefSeq and is a predicted model, not a curated record. NCBI's taxonomy places the organism in Eukaryota, Viridiplantae, Streptophyta, Magnoliopsida, Brassicales, Brassicaceae. Gene Ontology annotation, biological process: response to stress. Gene Ontology annotation, cellular component: mitochondrion.
CUCUUACACCUAAUCUUCCAUAGAAAAUUUGAGAGAAUUAAUGUCUCAAACACUUUUCAAUCUCAAAAGCUUCUCUCGAUCUAUCAACACAAUUAUAAUGAGGAGAUACAUUGUGAUCACAAAAGCCUCUCAAAGGAGAUAUACUACUGGAAGUAGCCAGGAGAAACCAUCGUGGACAUCAGACCCUGAUACCGGAUACUUUAGACCUGAGAGGACCGGUGCAAAAGAGUUUAAUCCAUGCAUUGCAAAAACUUCUCAAAUUCAAGGUAAAAUGAUGAGAGGAGAAGAGCUAUGGUGGAUGCCUGACCCUCACAGCGGAUACUAUAGACCCGAUAAUUUUGUCAAAGAGCUUGACUCAGCUGAGCUACGGUCUUUGCACUUCAAUAAGAAUCACAAGACGUUGUAA